AGAGAGGGUGAUAAGUAACUUGUCCAGGUUUCUGCUGAUUAUAUGGUUCUUGGUGGUUCUUGGUGGUUAAGUCAAACGAAUAAAAAAUAAAUCCACCAGAACGUCGUGUCGGAGCUCACGCGCCGCUUCUAUUUCCGCCACUUCCUAGAUUCGUAGGGAAGGACAGCUGAAUGAACGGCCAAACCAGUCAUCAGCAGCCAAAGGAUGGGCGCCACGACGACGAUGCUGCGCUCACUGAGUUCCUCGCUUCUCUGAUGGACUAUACCCCCACGAUACUUGAUGAAUUGGUGGAACAUUACUUGGCGAAAAGUGGAUUCCAGUGCCCCGACACCCGAUUGACAAGGCUGGUGGCAGUUGCAACACAGAAGUUCAUUGCAGAUAUGGCAACUGAUGCACUUCAGCAGUGUAAGGCACGGCCAGCUGUAAUCAAGGACAAAAGAGAUAAACAGCAAAAGGAGAAGCGUUUGAUUUUGACGAUGGAGGAUCUAUCCAAGGCUCUACGAGAGUAUGGUGUGAACGUCAAACAUCAAGAGUACUUUGCUGACACUCCAUCUACUGGUUUAGAUCCUGCUUCGAGAGAUGAAUAACCACUCACCGUAUCUGAAGGUUUCUAUCAUGAAAGAAAACUGCAUUAUUAUCAAACUAUGUAAAACUGAAAAAAAAAGAAAAAGAUCUAUAAAAAUACAUGAAAUGUAUGUGUUAAAUGGGUAAUUCAGAUAACAGAAAAUCAAUUCAAACUUCAUUGAACAAUU
Salvia hispanica is the source of this 752-nucleotide messenger RNA. RefSeq names its product transcription initiation factor TFIID subunit 10-like. The record is from RefSeq and is a predicted model, not a curated record. Gene Ontology annotation, biological process: transcription initiation at RNA polymerase II promoter. Gene Ontology annotation, molecular function: RNA polymerase II general transcription initiation factor activity; promoter-specific chromatin binding. Gene Ontology annotation, cellular component: nucleus; transcription factor TFIID complex; SAGA complex. NCBI's taxonomy places the organism in Eukaryota, Viridiplantae, Streptophyta, Magnoliopsida, Lamiales, Lamiaceae.